AUGUGGCAUCUCGGCUUGGGCCUCCUCGCAAUCGCGGAGGCCGCGCCCAUCCAGCCCGACGGCCAGCACCUAGGGCAGGGGCGACGAGCCGAGUCCGAGUCCGAGUCCGAGCCCAAGCCCGCCCAGUCCGCUCAACCCACCCUCGUGGCGAGGCAAAUACAGGGCGAUACUGCGGACGCUUCCAGCCCAUCCACCUCCGAUGUAUCCAGCAAGAUUGGGGUCAUCGCCCCAAUUCUCAUCGCGGGCCUGAUCGCCGUGGCCGUUGUCUACUUUCUCUUUUGGGAUCGCAAACGGAAGAAGCACAUCAUACCGACGAACAUGAGUGCUGAAGAGCUUGCCAUGCCUCUUGCGACCAAUGCCGCGCCCAAUCCACGUAGCCGUCGACGCGGCCUUAAUAUCGGCGGAGGGCUGGGGCGCAGUGAGAGCGGACGCAGUAUCCGCACUUUACCAGAGUACACGUCAGAAGCAGGGGACGAGGAACGCGUCCUCCUCCGCCGGGAUCCGUCCCUCUCCAGUGCCGCACGCGAAGAUUCCCGUCGCAGGUCGGACAUGUCGGGCCUGAGUGUCGUGACAGAGGGCACUGAUGUCACUGAUGGCGAUGUAACGCCUCGGUAUUGGGGAGAUGCGCCCAGUUAUGACCUUGGGUACGGAUAUGGUUUUGGAGACGAAUACCACCCGCCAAACGAGCCACCACCGCCUGGAGCACACGUCGUACCGAGCGGCGCAGAGCCUCCCGCGAUGCGCUCGCUCUCAAUGGUGACGGCGACUUCCAACCCGUCCGCAACCACUUCCAUUAUCACAGCGUCGACAGCGUCAGAAGCCUCGGUAUCGCCCAGUAUGGCAACACCACGCGCCGCCCGUACCACCCUCCCGCCCAUCACCAUCCCUCCCACUGGUACACCGGCCCCAACCUCGGCGUCGACCGUAACAGAGUCGCCGUCCAUGUUGACGGCCCGCUCGGCAUUGUCGACACCUACUCGCCGCAACCCAGCUCAUUCGACGCCCCCGCCUGCCAGGUCAGCGUCGUACGCCGCCUCGCACCGCUCCAUAUCCACCUCGCGGCAGGAACUGGUACGCGCAGCUAGCGCACCUCCCAUCGCUCCGUCACGGGCUGGCGUGGCGCGUACCAGCGAACCGCUGCGCGAGGUUAUGCCGGAGGAGGUGGAGGAUCCGGAGGUUCUGGGAGACCAGCCAGGACGCGAACUGGAGCGAGCGGAGGUGCGGCUGCCAGUUGCUCCUGUACCCACGCCAAGCGAGCAAAACGCUCCGACACUUACGAACUCUGCCUCACAGAGCGGGACUUCAACCCCCACUCCUAGUUCCACGCCGACGGGCCCUGGAGGAUGGAGUCGCCUGCGCAGGAUCUCCCCGUGGUAG
Molecule: messenger RNA, 1377 nt
Organism: Cutaneotrichosporon cavernicola
Lineage: Eukaryota; Fungi; Basidiomycota; Tremellomycetes; Trichosporonales; Trichosporonaceae
Exons: 2
Coding region: 1-1377 (458 amino acids)
Source: RefSeq, a predicted model, not a curated record